UGAAUUGGUAAUGUGUCGGGAGAAAUUUGUUCAAGGAGCCGUGGAAACAUUUCGUGAUAAGGGAAUCGGCGGACAACCAAUGAGGGCCGGUUAUGAUUCGUGAUAAGGUUUACUAAGUAAAGUAAGGGCAAAGAGGGAAGAUUUGGCGAGUCUCUGCUUCACAAACUGAUGAGCACCUUGAUACUCUUGAGUUGCUAUGCGCCAACAUGAACCCGGUAUUUUUAAUAAAGGCUUCAAAAUAGGACGUGAUUUUUCCCGCCUUUUACUACUUCGGGUUGGACCGGUUAAUUACGUGCAAGUUUGGUAUUGCACUUGCACUUUUGUAAUUUUCGUGACAAAGUUCCCAGACGAAUCAGCGAAGAAAUUUAGCUCAACAGCCGAGUCAGAGAUAAAAACAGUGUACCGAGAGAGGAUAUGGCGAUUCAGAGAGUCACCACCGCUCAAACUAGAAGAGGUAGAGGUGGAAGAAUCAUGAAGUUAUCUGGCUUGAUAGCGAUGAUAUUUGCAGCAGCGGUGGCGCCGUCGAUGGUGUUUGGUGCUGGUACAUUUAGCAGACGUGACUUCCCGCCGGACUUCGUGUUCGGCACCUCCACUUCAGCUUAUCAGGUUGAAGGUGCUGCAAAUGAAGAUGGAAGGAAGCCCAGCAUAUGGGAUACCUUCGCCCAUGCUGGUUACUCGGGCGGAGCUGAUGGAGACAUAGCAAGUGAUGAAUACCACAAAUAUAAGGAAGAUGUGCAACUCAUGGCUAAAAUGGGCUUAGAUGCCUACAGAUUUUCUAUCUCAUGGUCAAGGGUUAUUCCAGAUGGAAAAGGAGCAGUUAACCCUAAGGGAGUGCAAUACUGCAACAACCUUAUCUAUGAACUCAUAAGCCAUGGAAUCCAACCUCAUGUUACGUUACAUCAUUAUGACUUGCCCCAAGCACUUGAGGAUGACUAUGGAGGAUGGGUUAGCCAAAGAAUUAUAAAAGACUUCGCAGCUUAUGCAGAUUUGUGCUUCAAAGAAUUUGGUGACCGAGUUAAAUAUUGGACUACUAUAAAUGAGCCUAACGUAUUUGUUUUGGGAGGCUAUGACAUUGGGUUAUUUCCACCAAGGCGAUGUUCUCCUCUGUUUGGAUUUAAUUGUUCUGCUGGAAAUUCCUCAAUUGAGCCAUAUAUGGCAACCCAUUAUAUACUGUUGGCGCAUGCAUCGGCUGCUAGAUUGUAUAGGGAAAAGUAUCAGGAAAAGCAACACGGAUUUGUUGGGAUCAAUAUCUUUUCUUAUCAUUUUCUUCCUCUAACAAACACCAUCGAGGACAUAGCUGCCAGUCGGAGGGCCCAGGACUUUUAUAUUGGAUGGUAUCUCAAUCCCUUAUUAUUUGGAGAAUAUCCAGAAACAAUGAAGAAGAUUGCUGGCUCCAGACUUCCUUCCUUUACCAAAACUGAAUCAAAUAUUAUCAAGGGAUCGGUUGAUUUCAUAGGAUUAAAUUAUUAUAACGUAGUUUAUGCUAAGAACAAAGCAAGAAAACCACAGAUGCAUGAGAGAGACGUCAUGGAAGAUAUAGCUAUAGAAUUGACAACAGGUAUUACAAAUGCUUCGUUUGAGUUUCCCAUUACCCCUUGGGGUUUACAAGGGUUGCUGGAGUUCUUCAAGCAAUUUUAUUUCAAUCUUCCUAUUUACAUUCAUGAAAACGGGCAACGAACACGACGAAAUUCUUCAAUGGAUGACUGGCCGAGAGUGAAUUACUUGCAUGCGCACAUUGGAGCAACGCUUGAUGCACAUAGAAAUGGAUCCAAUGUAAGAGGCUAUUUUGUGUGGUCCUUCUUGGAUGCAUUUGAGUUACUUGAUGGAUAUGAUUCGGGUUAUGGUCUAUAUUAUGUUGAUUUGGAUGAUCCAAAUUUAAAAAGAAAGCCUAAGCUUUCUGCCACAUGGUACUCCCAGUUUUUAAGCAAAACUGUUAGGGAGCAAGUGAGACCCAUUGAACUUGAGAAGAAUUCAACUCAAUUCUCGCAAGCUUGUUCUUCUUAGGGCAUAGAUGUUUGUAUUGUGUAAUUUGGAUUCCUUGAAAUGUCGAGUCUGUAAAAGGCUUCUAAGAAUUAAAAGUGAUACAUCAUGGGUAA
This is a messenger RNA of Prosopis cineraria, 2096 nucleotides long. Its product is annotated as beta-glucosidase 11-like. The transcript is spliced from 13 exons. Lineage: Eukaryota; Viridiplantae; Streptophyta; Magnoliopsida; Fabales; Fabaceae. Gene Ontology annotation, biological process: carbohydrate metabolic process. Bases 415 to 2004 code for a protein of 529 amino acids. Gene Ontology annotation, molecular function: beta-glucosidase activity. The record is from RefSeq and is a predicted model, not a curated record.